Messenger RNA from Pyrenophora tritici-repentis Pt-1C-BFP, 2160 nucleotides. The record is from RefSeq and is a predicted model, not a curated record. Lineage: Eukaryota; Fungi; Ascomycota; Dothideomycetes; Pleosporales; Pleosporaceae.
AUGCGACACAGCAACCCGUACGCCUCGUCCUACACCUCUCACAGCGCCUACGAACCCCGCACUUCCCCACCCAGGCGACCAGCGCCGCAAUCGUACAGAAGUCACACCCGCAAACCAACAUGGCCACCCUCGCCCUGCGUCGAGGACGAGAAGGAGGCGCUGGCCAAAGAGGCCACGUCCAAGGCGGGCUCGUCAGGCCAGGACGAGGGUGAGCCGCCCGCCAACACGCGGGGCACCGUCGACCAGGAGAGUCUCCUAGACGAGAUUGAGCAGCCCAAAUCUGUACACGACAAUGACCGCCGCUUCGUGCUCGUGUCUGAAUCCAGCACCGACGAUGACGCCGCUGCGAGGUCCAGAAGGCACCGAGAGCGUCGGCGGAAGAGCGUCGCAGACCGUGGGCACAUGCCGCACAUCAACACCCACGUCGCCGACCCGCCCGUCGUAAUUGAGCGGGAGAGGACGCCAUAUGGGUACUCGAAACCGCAGAAGGAGACGAUUGCGCCCACACCAGCCGAUUAUCUGCGUUCCCCGGAGCCCAUGACCCCUUCCAAUAACAACAGCACCAGCAUCCCGAGAUCAGACCCGAAUCGCGACAACAGAGAUUCACCCAGGGACUACAAUGCCAGAGACUCGCGACCCACGCCGAGCAACAGCCGCCACAACUCUUACACUACGUCGCGGCCAUCCAAGAAAGAGCCGACUUCGCUAUACGGCAGGCAUGACACAAUGCCUGUACCAAGACCCCGGAUAGAUGUACAGAGCCCGUCCCCAGCGAGGCAAUCAUCAGCCGAUUCGUUGCCGUAUCCAAUUGAUGACCAGCUCAUUGAUGUUGUAAUGCCACCAGAAGAGAAUUUCCAAUUUGACCAUUCAACCAUCGCUUCGCCUAGACAAGACUACAUAAAUACGCCGAGAGUCCUGUCGCCUGUCAUCCCAGCUUCGCCAUACAUAAGAGAUGAACCACCUCGGCCUCCCAGACAUGAUGACGAACGGAUAGAAGAACCGGAACGCCCGCGAAAGACGAGGUCGAAUAGUGUUCGCGCGCAAGGUGGUCGUCGGGACAGAUCGUCUCGGGGAGCAACCCUUAUUGACAAGCCGCUACCAACCUGCCCGAGGGGAGUCCUGAGUGGACCUUACGACGACUGGUACAGUCUCGAGGGAUACAAAGGCUUCAAUAUCUGUCCUAGCUGCUACAACAGUGUCUUUGCUGGUACACCUUUCGAGGUGGACUUCGCGCAGAUAUGGCUGAAUGAUUGGUCUUCCAAGCGGGUUUGUGACUUCAGCAGCCCCUGGACGCGCCUCGCAAUGAUGCUCACUAUCAAGCAACGUCGCAAGUCUCUUGAGUUGAUUUACACACUUGCCGAUAUUAUGGAGUAUCAAGCUCGACCUUGUCCAGGAGAUCAUGAAGCUGGCCCAGACGAGGGCGUCAGUUGGUAUGGCAUCCCUGAUCAGCGCGACGGUAUACAUGUCGCCAACUUUGCCAUUUGCUCGAGCGACAGGAAAAUGAUCGAGGCCUUGCUACCAACUCUACGCGGCUACUUCACCAAGAUCCCACGCGCCUAUUCGCACACCUUGUCCCGGUACACAUGCAGCCUACGCACAAGCUCCCAUCGCUUCGUCAAGUACAUGGAUCUCCUCGUAGAGCUCGAUGCCGAAGCUCGAGCUUCUGGUCGAGCCCCCAACAUCAACCGUUUCAUCGAACUCGCGCGCAAUAACGCCUUCAAGGGCGAAUGCAACGGAGAUAAAAUCUUGUUCCGCAAGCCCUGGCACUUCAUACCCUCACUCCCCGAAUUCACAGUCUGCGAAGAAUGCUACGACGAAGCCAUCUGGCCGGCCCUGCAAUCAAAAUCUCUACCUUCCACCAUCCCACGCCUCUUCAACAAGUCUAUUCAACUUGUUCCCGGUGAAGACCCCGAAGUGGGCUCUAGCUGUUGCCUUUGGAGCCCCCGAAUGCGCAAGGUGUGGGAGACGGCGGUCAAGUAUGAGGAUUACAGUUAUCUGAAAGAUCAAGCGAGGGAGAGAAAGAAGGCGCAUGCAAAGUAUGUGCGCAACAAAAAGGCCAUUGCGGAGUGGGUGGGUGAUGCACCGAAGGGCAGCAGUAAGUGGGAGAAGGCGAAUGAGGAGCUGAGGGAAUUGAAGAAGAGGUGGUAUACUUAUGAAUGA